AUGCUUCCUCGCAGCCUUCCGGGUCUGCUCCCUCGCCGUCUCUUCACUGUAUCUGCAAGAAUGGCCUCCAACACGCCGCUGGAGGAUGUCAUGCGCGAUAAGAUCACUCACGCAUUCACACCUUCGAAACUCGUGAUCCGGAAUGACUCUCACCUCCAUGCGCACCACGCUGCAAUGGAAGGGUCGGUAUCGAAAGAGACGCAUUUCAAUGUGACAAUUGUCUCUGAUUCCUUCGAGUCGAAGAUGCAGCCCGCUCGGCACCGUAUGGUCUAUUCGUUGUUCAAGGAAGAGAUGGCUCGCGAGGGCGGACUACAUGCACUGCAGUUGAAGACGAAGACACCCGCUGAGGAGCAGCGCGAGAUGGAGAGGAAGGAAAAGGCAUAG
This is a messenger RNA of Penicillium psychrosexuale, 384 nucleotides long. Its product is annotated as BolA family protein. NCBI's taxonomy places the organism in Eukaryota, Fungi, Ascomycota, Eurotiomycetes, Eurotiales, Aspergillaceae. The coding region runs from base 1 to 384 and encodes 127 amino acids. The transcript is spliced from 3 exons. The record is from RefSeq and is a predicted model, not a curated record.